Hydractinia symbiolongicarpus is the source of this 1191-nucleotide messenger RNA. Its product is annotated as glutathione peroxidase-like. Gene Ontology annotation, biological process: response to oxidative stress. The transcript is spliced from 3 exons. Gene Ontology annotation, molecular function: glutathione peroxidase activity. The record is from RefSeq and is a predicted model, not a curated record. NCBI's taxonomy places the organism in Eukaryota, Metazoa, Cnidaria, Hydrozoa, Anthoathecata, Hydractiniidae.
UGUUUUGUGAUAAAUAUGCGACAUAAUAAACAGAUACGCAGAUGUAAGACAAAGGAUCACAGAAAAGGCGGAAAAAAUAUCUGGGAUUCAGCUAUGGAAAGAAAAAAAUAUAUUUUCGAGAUUGUAACUUUAAUUUUAUUUAUACAUUACGCAAAAGGUACGAUAUAUGAAUCAUCAGUAUGCGCAAAGACAUCACAAGGUGUAUUUUCCCGAUUUCAGUAUCCAAAUUUAAACAACAGUCUUGUGCAGUUUAAAAAUUACAACAACAGAAUUAAUAUUGUGGUAAACGUUGCGAGCUUUUGAGGUUUAACCGUGACCUCAUACACCCAGUUAAAUGCACUUAUAACGAAGUAUGGAGGCACUGGAAGUUGUUCACUAAAUGUCAUCGCUUUUCCGUGCAACCAAUUCGCCAAUCAAGAACCAUCUUCGAACGCAGAAAUACUAAAUGUCUUAAAGUUUGUUCGUCCAGGGAAUGGUUUCCAACCGAAGAUGGAUAUUUUUUCUAAAGCAGACGUAAAUGGUGCUUCGGAAAUCAAAUUAUUUUCCUGGUUAAAGAGCGUUUGUCCAUCACCAGUUGACGUGUUAUCAUCUUCCAAUACAGUACUUUGGAGUCCAAUUCGUAAAACAGAUAUUCAAUGGAAUUUUGAGAAAUUUCUGAUCAACCACAAUGGAGAACCAUUCAAAAGAUACUCUGCUGAUACUCCACCGUUGACGAUGGAAGAAGAUAUAUAUGCGCUAAUUGAGCAAUGUAAGAAAGAGAAAUAUUAUGAAGGGGUCCUGACAAAUUAAAGCUAAGGCAGUGCAUUUAUCUAAACAAAAUUUUCAUGAUACAAAAAAAGUACUUCACUUGAAAUAGUUAUGGAAAAAAACAUACUAGAAUUACUUACUAAACUUUCUGUUUUUACAAUUGCAUUUUCAAACUUAAAGUUACUACCUACUAACUGCCCCGUUGUAUACUUUGACUUCAGUAGCUUUUAUACGGACCAGAAAUGAGGUUUCAAAACCGCAGUGAAAUUUCCUCGUAUUUACAUGGAACUUUUUAUAUCGAAGAUGUGAAUUUUGUUUCGGCAAAUCAUUUUUACAAAAUAUUUUGAGAGAAAGAACAACAUUUAUAAAGACUGGACAUUGAAAUGAAACUUCGUGUGAAGGCUAACUUAGAAACUUUCGCGGGAAAAUACGCAUUUAAGAAAA